AACUCAAUUGCCGUGGUCCCAUUUAUUUAGCCCAAAAAGUACAAAUUCCUAUAAUAUUAAACCUCGGGCUUCUCCCCAAAUCCGGUCGCCGUCUACGGUGGCCCUCAGCUCACCCCCACCGUUAAUUAAUGUAAUGUCAUUAAAAUAGAAACCAUCCAAAUAACGUAAAACUAUCGUCACUUUACUCCUAUUGUGACAUUAAACACCAUUAGUAUAUUUUUGUUUUACUUUUUUUUCUCUCUUUCUUGCCGUUUGUCACCAACUCUAUUUCUCUCUGUUUCUAUAUUGUUUUGCUGUCACUUCCACACAACAGCAGCAAAGUCCACCGAAAAACAAAACAAGUUUCAGCUUCUGAAAAAAUUUCCAUUGUCAUGGGUUUGCUAAUGAAUGUGGUAGCAAUAGCCCUAGCUGCUGGCCACAAAACAAAGAGACCCUUUGGUGUAGAUGAUCAAGACAUUGAAUUUGGGAACCCCUGGUGGUUUGUUUACGCCGGUGUUUCUUGUUUCCUCGUACUCUUCGCCGGAAUUAUGUCCGGUCUUACGUUGGGGUUAAUGUCUAUGGGACUUGUUGAGCUUGAAAUUCUUCAACGAAGUGGUACUUCUACUGAGAAGAAACAAGCAGCUACUAUUUUUCCUGUUGUUCAAAAGCAGCAUCAGCUUCUUGUGACUUUGCUUUUAUGUAAUGCGGCUGCAAUGGAGGCUCUUCCAAUAUACUUGGACAAAAUUUUCCAUCCAGUUGUUGCUGUUAUUCUCUCUGUUACUUUUGUUUUAGCUUUUGGUGAGAUUAUUCCACAAGCUAUAUGCUCUCGGUAUGGGCUGGCAGUAGGUGCAAACUUAGUGUGGCUUGUUCGUGUUCUUAUGAUCAUUUGCUAUCCCAUUGCUUACCCAAUUGGAAAGGUUCUGGACGCUGUAUUGGGACAUCAUGAUGCUUUGUUCAGGCGAGCUCAGUUGAAAGCCCUUGUUUCUAUCCACGGUCAGGAGGCUGGUAAAGGUGGCGAACUCACGCAUGAUGAAACUACUAUUAUUAGCGGAGCACUGGAUUUGACAGAAAAGACUGCUGAAGAGGCUAUGACGCCUAUUGAAUCAACCUUUUCCCUUGAUGUCAAUUCAAAGUUGGACUGGGAAGCAAUUGGGAAAAUCCUGGCACGAGGUCAUAGCCGUGUUCCUGUUUACUCUGGACAUCCGAAGAACAUUAUUGGACUUCUACUGGUAAAAAGCCUUCUCACGGUGCGCGCUGAGACAGAGACCCCCGUUAGUGCUGUUUCCAUCAGGAGAAUGCCUAGGGUACCAGCAGAUUUGCCUUUGUAUGAUAUUCUCAAUGAGUUUCAAAAGGGGAGCAGUCAUAUGGCAGCUGUAGUGAAAGUAAGCAAGAAAAGCUACAACCUUUCUUCUGAUCCAGCUGUUGAAAAUGGCAGAGGAAACAAAUUUUGUAAUGGGGACUCACAGUUAACUACACCAUUACUGUGCACGCAUGAUGAAAAAUCAGGCACCAUAAUUAUAAAUGUUGAUAAGGUCUCAAUGCAGAAUCAAGAAGCUAAAUUACACUCUUUGCAUCAAAAUGGUGUAGCAACGAAUAAAUCAACAUAUCUACCAGAAGAUAUUGAAGAGGGGGAAGUCAUUGGCAUCAUUACGCUGGAAGAUGUUUUUGAAGAACUCCUUCAGGAGGAAAUCGUGGAUGAGACUGACGUCUAUGUUGAUGUUCACAAAAGAAUACGUGUAGCUGCUGCAGCUGCUGCUUCAUCCGUUGCUCGAGCACCGCCUGCUAGGAAAGCGACAGGUCAAAAGGCUUCGGGAGGGCAAGCAAAGCAAGGACGGACGCAAAAGAAGUCAGUUGAGGGAUGAUUCCACGAAGAUAAUGGGGAGAGGCCUUUCUCUAGCACUAACAUGUGGUUUACCAAGCGUAAACCGAACCAUGCAGCUGUAGUCUGUAUAAAAAAUUUUGUAGUCAUUUUCAAUUAAUCAGGCAAUGUAAAUUGUUGCAGUUUACACUAUUUGAUACUCUUGUUUUCUUCAGCAGAGAUAUAAGUUGUGCC
Nicotiana attenuata is the source of this 2032-nucleotide messenger RNA. RefSeq names its product DUF21 domain-containing protein At4g14240-like. Gene Ontology annotation, cellular component: intracellular membrane-bounded organelle. The transcript is spliced from 13 exons. The record is from RefSeq and is a predicted model, not a curated record. Bases 372 to 1841 code for a protein of 489 amino acids. Lineage: Eukaryota; Viridiplantae; Streptophyta; Magnoliopsida; Solanales; Solanaceae. Gene Ontology annotation, biological process: magnesium ion homeostasis.